AUUUGUAUUCCUUGUUUGGUAUGAUCUCUUUAACAAACAAAAGGUCUCCCAUGGGUUGUUAGGGUUUGGAACGAGAAAGUUCGUGACCAGCUUCCGUUGGUAAAAUUGGUCCUUGGCGAAUGGGGUACUUCCUCGGUGCUUUAUAGUUUUUCCUUCUAAUCUCUUUCUGGUUUUCAGUGGUCAGAGAGAUGUGCUAGAUUUAGUACGGCAACGAUGGUGGUAGGUCUUAGUGCAAGGCAAGAGUGGCUAGUACUCUUGCCAAUGAGGUUGGGUGGAAUAAGAGGAGUCUUACUCCGUGAGAAAGGAGGCUGCAGUGGUGUGAGGGGUAGGUUGAGACUGGUCUGUUGGGCUCGAGAAGGGGCGAGAUCUUGGUGGACGUGGUGGUGGCAUGGCUGGUUUCUUAGUGGAG
Messenger RNA from Rubroshorea leprosula, 409 nucleotides. The record is from the annotation of a GenBank genome assembly. NCBI's taxonomy places the organism in Eukaryota, Viridiplantae, Streptophyta, Magnoliopsida, Malvales, Dipterocarpaceae.